Molecule: messenger RNA, 3175 nt
Organism: Ornithodoros turicata
Lineage: Eukaryota; Metazoa; Arthropoda; Arachnida; Ixodida; Argasidae
Gene: Septin2
Product: septin-2-like
Exons: 11
Coding region: 153-1433 (426 amino acids)
Biological process (GO): cytoskeleton-dependent cytokinesis; intracellular protein localization
Cellular component (GO): septin ring; cell division site; septin complex
Molecular function (GO): GTP binding; molecular adaptor activity; GTPase activity
Source: RefSeq, a predicted model, not a curated record
GCAACGAACGCCAAACCCAGCGGCCGAUCCCGCCGAUUACUGCUGAGGAGUGUCGGAAGAUUUCUGUUUGACAGCAGUUAAGAAUACAGCGUUUGCGUGUCUGCCCAUCGGCACCGUUGCGGCGUUAAAUUGAAGCGAAAACUGAACCAGCAAUGGCAACAGCAGAAGUGCAGCAACCAAAUGGGGUUCUCCCUGAAGAUAGACUUCGAUCGCUCAAGAUACAGGGCCAUGUCGGAUUUGACAGCCUUCCCAAUCAAAUUGUCAGCCGAUCUAUCCAACAGGGCUAUAGCUUUAACAUUCUCUGCAUCGGUGAAACCGGCCUGGGAAAGACGACAUUAAUGGAGUCUCUGUUCAACCGGUCCUUUGAAGCCCCUCCCAGCCCCCACAACCUAUCCACCGUGGCACUGGAACCCAGGACUUAUGACUUGCAGGAGAGCAACGUCCGACUCAAGCUCACCGUCGUCGACACCGUAGGCUAUGGAGACCAGAUCAACAAGGAAGACAGCUUCCGGUCCAUCGUCGACUACAUUGAUGGCCAGUUCGAGAACUACCUCCAGGAAGAGCUGAAAAUCAAGAGAUCCCUGUCGACGACGUUCCAUGACGGCCGUAUUCAUGCCUGCCUCUACUUUAUCUGUCCCACAGGCCACGGGCUCAAGUCUAUCGACCUGGUCUGCAUGAAGAAGCUGGACAGCAAAGUGAAUAUAAUCCCGAUCAUUGCCAAAGCAGACACCAUCUCCAAGACUGAGCUACAGCGGUUUAAAAUUAAGAUAAUGAGCGAGCUCGUGAGCAAUGGUGUACAGAUCUACCAGUUUCCGACGGAUGAUGACACCAUAUCAGAACGCAACCAGAGUAUGAACGCCCACAUUCCAUUUGCUGUGGUGGGGAGCACAGAGUUUGUACGUUCAGGCAACAAGAUGGUUCGUGCGCGACAGUACCCAUGGGGUAUCGUUCAGGUGGAGAAUGAGCACCACUGCGACUUUGUGAAGCUGCGCGAGAUGCUGGUGCGCACCAACAUGGUUGACCUGCGUGAGCAGACGCACACGCACCACUAUGAGCUGUAUCGUCGUAUGCGCCUGGAGCAGAUGGGCUUCUCGGACGUGGGCAGCGACAAUCAGCCACUCAGCUUCCAGGAGACGUACGAGCAGAAACGGCAGGAACACCUGAGCGAGCUUCAGAGGAAAGAGGAAGAGAUGAGGCAGAUGUUUGUGGUGCGUGUCAAAGACAAAGAAGCCGAAUUGAAGGAGGCAGAAAAAGAGCUGCACGCCAAGUUUGAUGCCCUCAAGAAACAGCACACUGAAGAGAAGCGCAAGCUGGAGGAAGAACGCAAGCGGAUGGAAGAAGACGUGAAGCGCCUGGCGGAACGCAAGGUGGCCGUGCAACAACACACCCACUCUUCCCUCACCCUCACCUUGGGGAAGAGCAAGAAGAAAUGACUGCUGGAACCCAUCCUGCGCUGCUUGCCUAACCUUUUCUACCUGGCCUGUGGCCACACAGACUUUUAAGAAGCGUGUUGAAGGCAAACUCCAUUUUGUACGACGCGGAAUUAUUUAUUUUACGCAUUUAAUAAUCAAACAGUAGCCAUCCGUUCUCGAUAGGUGAUGUCAAGAAACAGGUCGAGGGGCUCGGAGUAAGCAAGGUUGAGCGCUAUUCUACGCAGACGGGUCUGUGGUGGAACAACAUCGAUGGUCUUUCACGCUGUUGUAGAAUCGUCUCAACUUUUAUAACUUUGAAUCCUCAAAAUACACGUUUUCCCUCGACCAUAUCUAUAAUUUAGCGACGCAGCAGAAGCCUCCGAGUUGCAAAGUAGAAUAUGUGCGUAAGAGACGAUUACAACUGCCCAUAAAUGUUAUUGCAUCGUGGCCAACAUCCGGUCUGUAAAACUAUUGGUAGCGACGUAUGUGUUGUGGUAGCAGCAUGGGACACCUGGCACUGCUCAAGAAAACUGCACGUGAUCACGUUUCACCAGAUACCUCGGAUCACUCCUGAUAUACGUGUAUACAUUGUGAUUUCAAAAAUAAAAAGCCGGACACUUAUUACCUAGCCCAACUCCGUUUGUUAACGGUGUCUUUCUUGCAGUUUUAUUACUUUUUUUUUUUUUCGGAUGCUGUUAUGAAUCAGAAAAGAAGCCAAACAAAUUGCAUCUCACACGUUUCGUCUGCCUACCGCGUGAAACAAUGUCUUCAUUUACUUCGUUUUCCACAAUGUAGAAAACAAAGCAGACGGCAACAUUGUUUUGGCUCGAGUAAGCCAAUAAAGUGCGAUUUGCGUAGCCUUUUAUUUUUUUCUGGCGUUCUCAUUUCAGCACCUGAAAAAAAAUGUGAGGAACUCGAGAAAAACGCUUAGUGCGCAAAAUUCUGGUCAGGUGAGACGGCGCUAUUUAAUUCCUGCAUGUGAAAUGUGUGUGGUCUGGGUGGGACACCUGUAAUAUAGUGGAUGUCUCUUUAUGUCAAACCUGAUAUAAUGUCUUCCGGUAUUUGGGUGCAUGUGCCAUGUUCCUCUCAAUAAAUAUUUCCCCAUCCUUGGAUACUUUCACCAAACGUGGCAAAUUUGGAAUGUAUGACCUUCUGUUAUGUAUUGCUUGCAAGCAUCCAAGUUUUCACACUGAAGGAUGUGGGGUAGAUUGUAGUAAAUAUCCACAUCACAAGGUUAACAAGUGCAUUUUGUUCAAUUUUUUUUUUUCUAUAUUGUUGCCGUUUCGCACGGAGUGUUAUUUCUGCAUCAUUUUGACCAUGUAGCUCAACAGCACCUAUUGAAAGUUGAUAAUUUGAUCAUGUAUGUUAGCAAAUUCGCCCAUGAUUUUGUCCCAUCUUGUACUAUCGUCCAAUUGUCUAUUCCCUUACAAUAUUUCUGACGACGGAAGCUGUGAAUCUACUGCCCACGUGUUUUAGUUGAUUAGUUUUACGCUCACGCUUAGCAUACUUGAAACGUGUUACACUUUAAAACAGCAUGAUUCAUACAUGCUACGUGCAGUGUCAUUGAAUGAGCAACAUUAUGCGCGUAACUUUUCUAGGACAUACUAAGCCUGACUUAUGAGGGUUUCUACCUUAUCACGUGACUGAUUAUUGUAAUCUGCGUUUGUUUGCUCCUUUUUUUGCAUCGUCACUUAUUGUACAUUUUUCUGGCUAGUCAAGAUGCUCCGUUAUAACAUAAUAAAAAAGCUCGUAUCGGAAAUGUU